Messenger RNA from Lathyrus sativus (Indian pea), 306 nucleotides. NCBI's taxonomy places the organism in Eukaryota, Viridiplantae, Streptophyta, Magnoliopsida, Fabales, Fabaceae. The record is from the annotation of a GenBank genome assembly.
AUGCAACAACUGUUGAAACUGUUGGACGAUAACAGUUACGUGUCCCAAUACCAAACUUGCGACGAUGGAGUUACGAUUAGAGAUAUUUUUUGGACUCAUCCGGAUUCGAUAAAAUUGUUCAACACGUUUUCGACAGUGCUCAUACUUGAUUCUACCUACAAGACUAAUAAGUAUAGAGUUCUAUUAUUUGAGAUGGUUGGUGUUACCUCAACUGAGAAGACAUACUCCGUUGGUUUUGCAUUUUUAGAAUGUGAAAAAGGACAAUUUUACUUAAGCAUUAGAGGUGUGUCGGUCACUUUUGAAUGA